AUGGCGCAUAUCGAUGCCGGCAAGACCACCACCACCGAACGCAUGCUCUAUUACACGGGCCGCACGCACAAGCUCGGCGAGGUCCACGACGGUCAGGCCGAGAUGGACUGGAUGGAGUUGGAGAAGGAGCGUGGUAUCACCAUCACCGCCGCCGCCACCUCCUGCCCGUGGCGCGAUCACGACAUCAACAUCAUCGACACGCCCGGCCAUGUCGACUUCACCGUGGAGGUGGAGCGCUCGCUGUGCAUCCUGGACGGCGCGGUGGCCGUGUUCUGCGCGGUGCCGCGCAUCGUGUUCGUCAACAAGAUGGAUCGGACCGGGGCGCGCUUCGCCGAUGUCGUGGACGAGUUGCACGACAAGCUCGGCGCCGACGCGGUGCCGGUCCAGAUUCCAGUGACGGAGGGCGCCGGGUUCUCCAGCAUCAUCGACCUCGUCUCCAUGCAGAUCGUCGAGUGGGACGACUCCGAGCACGGGACCGAGUACCGCGCACGGCCGAUCCCGGCGGACCUCCUGCCGACGGCCGAAGGACACCGGAUCGAUCUGUACGAAAAGCUCGCCGAUCACGACGACGCAUUCAUGGAGGAGUACCUGGCCGGCGGGAACAUCUCCCCGGAGCGUGUCCGGUACGGUCCUCAGGAAGGCGUCCAGCUGCUUUUGGACGCGGUCGUCGACUACCUGCCGUCGCCGCUGGACAAGGAACCGGUGUCGGGCAUACGGCCGGCCGACGGUGAGUACGUCGACCGCAAGCCUGCCGACGAUGAGCCGUUCUCGGCGAUGGCCUUCAAGGUCGCCACCGAUCCGUACGUCGGCCGGCUCACCUACGUGCGCGUCUACUCGGGCGUGCUGCCGUCCGGAUCGUAUGUAUUCAACGCCACCGCGGACGUUCGGGAACGCGCCACGCGCAUCCUGCGCAUGCACGCCAAUCGCCGCGAGGAGGUCGAUGCCCUGCGGACCGGCGACAUCGGCGCGGUGGUAGGCGCACGGCGCACCACCACCGGCGAUACGCUCUGCGACGCCAGCGCGCCGUUGCUGCUCGAGUCGAUGGUGUUCCCGGACCCGGUCGUGUCGAUCGCCAUCGAGCCGAAGUCGAAGACGGAGUCCGACAAGCUGGGCUUGGCCCUGCGUGCGUUGUCCGAGGAGGAUCCGACCUUCCAUGUUCGCUACGAUGCCGAGGUCAGCCAGACGAUCAUCUCCGGGAUGGGCGAGUUGCAUCUGGACGUGCUGGUUCAGCGGUUGUUGCGGGAAUUUGCGGUCGAUGCCGAUGUCGGCCGGCCGGAGGUGGCCUAUCGCGAGGCGCUGACCAGGGUGGCCGAGGCCGAAGGACGCUUCGUCCGACAGACCGGCGGCCGCGGUCAAUACGGGCAUGUCGUGAUGCGUUUCGAGCCGCUGCCGCCGGGCGCGGGCUUCGUGUUCGAGAGCAAGAUCGUCAAGGAGACGGGUUCCAUCGCCGGCUAUCCGAUGGUGGACUUUCGCGCCGUGCUGCUCGACGGCUCUUACCACGACGUGGACUCGAGCGAGAUCGCCUUCACUGUGGCCGCCACGAUGGCGUACCACGACGCGGUGCGCCGUGCCGGACCGGCGAUCCUGGAGCCGAUCAUGGACGUCGAAGUGUGCGCGCCCGACGUCCAUCUGGGCGAUGUGAUCGCGGAUCUGGGUGCCCGGUCAGGUCAGAUAGCAUCGGUUGACGACCGCUUCGGCGGCAAGGUGGUCACCGCCCGCCGUGCCGCUGCGGUCCAUGUUCGGUUCGCUGCCUACCGCCGCGUCCCCGCUGCGGUACAGGAAGAGAUAAUCCAACGCGCGGGCCGCGCGGCGGAACGGAACCAUACUCCCGUAGCUUGA
Molecule: messenger RNA, 1839 nt
Organism: Geodia barretti
Lineage: Eukaryota; Metazoa; Porifera; Demospongiae; Tetractinellida; Geodiidae
Source: the annotation of a GenBank genome assembly